GCUAAGCAAAUAACUCAAAAAUAACUCAUCAGGCAGCCAUUUAAUCGUCAAUCCUCCAGCUAACAUGGCUGAUGAAUUCGAUCUUGAAGCACUCGUGCACUUGGAACAGACGUUCUACGACGCCGGGUAUACCGACGGCUUCGCCCAUGGACGUAUUCAUGGACUGAUCGAAGGUCGAGCCCUCGGCCGAGAGAAGGGCUUCGAGAUAUGGGAAGAGAUCGGGUUUUACGAGGGCUUUGCUAUCACUUGGCAAGCGAUAUAUGCAAAGUAUGGACAGAAUGACCAGUACGUUGUCAGCCUGACUUGAGCUCUGCAUGAUUCUUCAUCAUCAUGACCUUUGAAUUGCAGACGCGCGGUACACCAUAUCAAGCAUCUACUUGAUCUUAUAUCACAGUUCCCACAAGUAAAUCCGUCUACUGAUGCAAUAGCAUCUGGCGCUACGGAAGAGAUUGAUAUUUCGAAGCUGCAGCGCCAGAUUCGAUCGCGAUACAAGGCGUUGUGCGCAUCGCUCGGUGUAAAACCUACGCUGAGGGCGGUCGAUGUAGAAUCUAACGAUGACGGUGGUGUUCAAAGUAUGGAUCAACAGAAACAAGUGUGGAAAUUAGAAGAAGAUGCGAAAAGACCGACGAUGCAAGGACUAAGUUUUUGAAGAGGACUUUAGGAUGUCACCCAGGGUUACGCUUUUGCGCGCGAAAGCACUUACAUGUGGAUAUCCACCCCAAG
Molecule: messenger RNA, 723 nt
Organism: Suillus subaureus
Lineage: Eukaryota; Fungi; Basidiomycota; Agaricomycetes; Boletales; Suillaceae
Exons: 2
Source: RefSeq, a predicted model, not a curated record